AUGAACAUCGACGAGUACCUUGGAAAAGAUUUUGUCGAUAUCAGUGGCCAUACUCUCCUAGAAUCUGGAACUCGUGUCACUAUGGAUCAAAUCUCUCGACCGGGCGUUACGCUAGUGCCUGGUCAAAUUAUUCCUUUGAUGCCGUGCAGCGAGGCAGAGAAAGGUAUUCUACAAAAACUGAAAGAGGAAAAAAGAUCUCUUCUCUUUUUGCCUGACGAGUAA
This is a messenger RNA of Protopolystoma xenopodis, 222 nucleotides long. The record is from the annotation of a GenBank genome assembly. NCBI's taxonomy places the organism in Eukaryota, Metazoa, Platyhelminthes, Monogenea, Polystomatidea, Polystomatidae.